AUGCACACGUUGGAGACCCGCCUCAUCUCGCGCCGACUGGCCAGCCGUCGCGAGGGCCUGGCCACAGAGCAGUACACAUGUAUUCGACUCUACUCGGAAUCGGCACUUCUCGCAAUGCCCAUUUCAAAAGACUCGGAUAAGACCUCGCAGUCAGCCCAUGUACGUGUUUUCGACCGGCUGGCGCUGGGGGAGACAGAUCUCACUCGGGCCGGGUGGAGUCCGAGACUUCACCCUGAUGAUUUGGCCCGUGUUGCGCAGGACCUCGUGGUAUGGGGUCUCGUGGACGAGCAUGGCACUCUGACUGAGCGCGGCAAAUGCGUGAGUAGGAUUACAAUGAAGAUGGGCGACCACCCACUUGAGCCAAUCUGGGCCAAUGCCAUCUACGAAGCGUCAAAACUUGGCUGCAUGGACGAGGUCAUCACGAUUUCAGCCUUGUGCAGCAUCCAGAAGAAUGUUUUCCAGGACGUGGCCGGUAUGGAAAGAAUCGCCAGCAUCUCGCGCGCCAAGUUUGCCCACGGACCGUCGGAUCACCUCGCACUGCUCAACGCAUUCAUGCAGUACCAGCAGCUCGUCGACCGAGACGAGUCGCACGAACUGUGCAAAGUGUGGUGUCGCUUGCAUUUUCUAAAUUUCGGUGCGCUACAAGAUGCAUCUCAGCUGCGCACCACCAUCAAGACGGCCGCCUCUGGGCUUCGACCGGAGGACAAUACCAGGACGCAGAGCUCUACACCAGAGACAAACGAGAGCCGCACCGAAGCGAGCAGUGGAACUAUGAAAAGUGAAAGAGGCUUCUGCAGCGAGGAUGAUUGUUACAGCGCACCCGAAGAUCACGUCAAUGAUGAUGAUGAUCUGGGCGCACACGAACAAGAGCCUGACGAGGAGAUGAUCUCCGCGAAAAUGAAGGCCGAUCCCGGGAAACACGCCAACAUUCUCAAGGCCAUCACCCGCGCAUUCUCUACGCAAAUCGCCAUCUCGCUAGGCUCCGGAGACAAGUACUGCACCGUGGACACCAAUGUCACCGCAAUGCUGCAUGCCAGCUGUGCGCUCGUUGAUCUUCAGCCACAGUGGGUGGUGUACACGCAGCUCAGCAGGCGAUCACGCUUUCAAUUCCUAGAUAUUGUGUCUGUUGUUGAUGUGGACUGGUUGCUGGACCUGCCGAAUUUCCAGCCUGAUGCGCUGACGCGCGACAACGGCAAGAUUAGACAGGCCGCUGUCAAGGAUGCCCUCGACGCUGCGCGGGUAAAGGCUACGGCCGCACAACUUUCCAGGGCCCUGUGA
Akanthomyces muscarius is the source of this 1278-nucleotide messenger RNA. RefSeq lists its product as uncharacterized. Gene Ontology annotation, molecular function: RNA binding. The transcript has 3 exons. Gene Ontology annotation, cellular component: intracellular anatomical structure; spliceosomal complex. Gene Ontology annotation, biological process: mRNA splicing, via spliceosome. The record is from RefSeq and is a predicted model, not a curated record. The coding region runs from base 1 to 1278 and encodes 425 amino acids. NCBI's taxonomy places the organism in Eukaryota, Fungi, Ascomycota, Sordariomycetes, Hypocreales, Cordycipitaceae.